CCAUCACAGACUCUCCAACCUCCUGACGAAGUGCAAAUCUGGACCUCCUGAUAGCACCUUGUGUGAAGGAGCGCCCAAGAAAGGAGAGGUGCACUGAGCACUUAGAAGCCCUGGGACUGACACAGUCUGGACAUCCUGCCAUUUUGUGAUGAGCGUGCCUCUUAAGAACCAACGACCAAGAGGAUGGUGGCAAUGAGGCCAUAGAAUCCAGAAGACGAGGGUGGCCAGGAAAGAACCACCAUGGAGUCCCGCAUUAAGGAGAAUCCAGACAGAAUAUUUGAAGGAUUUUUUGACGUUUUGUGCCCAACAGCUCAGGACAAAGAUCCAGAACUGAAAAGACAAUUUCCCGAGCAUUUUGACGACCAGGACUCCGUAAUCACUCUGACAAAGUUCUGCUUCCCCUUCAAUGUGGAGAGAUGGCAGAACCCAUCCGUCCAGCACUUCAGCUUCACUCUGACCGAUCUUCAGGGCUACCAGCGCUUUGGCUUCUGCCGUCUGUCUGUCAACGCCAAGAACUGCACUUGUAUCCUCAGCUGUCUGCCAUGGUUUGAACUGUUCUACAAACUUCUCAAUAACAUCGCCGAGCACCUAGUGAAGGAUCAGGUCUCUGAGGUGACUGACCUCCUGCAGACGCUGUAUGACCACCCCAUACCUGAGGUGAACAAACCUCCCAGCAUAGAAAUGUUUUCCUAUUUUGUUGUUCCGGAUCUUACGAAACUUCCAUCAAUACCAGAAAACAGAAAUCUCACAGAGUUCCUGGUGGCUGUGCCGGUGGACACAAUGCUGCAGUUGUACGCCAGCUUGUUGUGCGAAAGACGGAUCCUCAUAACUUCUAGCAAACUCAGUACACUUACGGCCUGUGUCCAUGCCUCAGCAGGUCUCCUGUAUCCCAUGUACUGGCAGCAUAUCUACAUCCCUACACUACCGCCUCAUCUCCUGGAUUACUGUGGUGCCCCCAUGCCCUUCUUGAUUGGUGUCCACAGCAGUUUAACGGAGCAAGUGAAUCUGGGAGUACUGGAAGAUGUUGUAGUAUUCAAUAUGGACACAAACAACUUGGAGACGCCUUUUCAGGACUUGGACAAUCUUCCCCAACAUGUGGUCUCACUGCUGAAACUGCGGCUGACGAAACAGUCGACGUUGAUGGGUGACGGGGUGUCACAUGCGUUCCUUGGUGCCCAGGCUCUGCUGUUUGGCAGCUACAGGGAUGCCCUCAUCUGUACCCCGGGGGAGCCCAUUUCUUUCUGCCAGGACACGUUUCUGAACAAUAAGUGCAGCUCGAUGAGGACCUUCUUGCAGGACGCUGUGCACCUGCAGCUCUUCACUCAGUUCAUCGACAGUCGGCUGGAGAAGCUGAACUCCGGAGAAGAAUUCACAGACGUGUUUGAGCAGGAGGUUACGAGCUGCGGCCUGUCAGGGGCCUCCAAAUCUUAUCAGAUGUGGCUGGAAAACCUCAAGAAAGGAGGCGGCACUUUGAUCAAUAACGUGAAGAACCGCGCCCACCCCACAGUCAGGAACAUGCUGCGAUACGCCAAGGGACAAGCGAGAACAGGUCUGCAGGGAAUGAAGCGACGCAUCAAACACAAGGAUCAUCAGAUGCAGCGUGUUGGUUCAUUCAAAGCGGACAUUUCUCCUACCAAGAACCACGAGAAAUUACAGAAUCGGCUGCCCAUUACACAGCACUUUGGACAGUCUCGUCCCAGGAGACCGGGAAAGAAGUUCACAGAAGGAGAGAACUGGGAAAGCCAAAAAUAUGGUGAGGAAGGAAAAGAGGUGGAUCCUGGACCAGGUGAAGACGACUUCCCUCUUCUAGAUGAGGGCAUGGAUCUACUGAAUGAAAUUUUUGAGACCCUAAGUACAAGAGCUCCAGCUGAGGGACAUGCGUUAUAUGGUGCGCACAGCUUAGACUGCUUCAACCUAGAUGACAGCGGAUACUUUACUCGGUUCCAGUCUUUAUGUGCUCCUAGUGAUGAGGACCUGCAGUUGAGUUUGAGUCAGCCACGAACUUCCAACCUUUGGUACCUGCAAGAAGUGGAUGAGGGAUCAGUAGACUACAAAGAACCUGAGGUCUCUUUAUCAACAUCUGAGAGCAUGUUGAAUGCCUCAGAAACCAUGGAGGAGACGUUGCCCAUUCAAGAAGACACUCCAGAGACAAUACAGGACACUGCAAGGCCGUCAGUGUCGACUGUCCAGAAUCCAGAGCCGUCUUCUACCCUUCCAGAGAUUACUGUGCAGCCUUCAGAGGUUACACCAGCAGUUCCUCAGGCUAAUUUGCCAAUUCCUUUAGUCGAACCAGAGCAAGAUGUCAUUUCUCCAGUUCCCAUCUUGAUUGAAGAGUCCAUAAAGCAGAAAGAGGUCUUACCUGAGGAGCCUAGUAUGACCAGACAGGUUACAAGGGUCACAAACACUCCAAGUGGAACUCCCCUUAUUGUUUAUGGACCAAAUGUCCGCUCAGCUAUCUCUUGUUUUCAGGCUGGUCCCAUUGACCCGAGGUUGGUAUGGACUGGGACUAAGAAAGAAUCGAUAGAGGCGCAAAGAGUAGGUGGUCAUAACUGGUCGUUUAAUACAAGGCCUAUCUCACAAAACUACUGCAGCCCAAAAUCAAGCGCCUCUACUUAUAAUAUACGCCCCGUUUUCCUUAGGACUCAGAGCACACCAAAGCUAAAUGUACCCAAAAGCCCCACAUCAAACGUCCCUCAGCCCAUUAUACAUUUGGAUGGCGAUGUCGGAGAUGAACCACCAAGCAAAGCUUUGUCUCCACAACCUAUUGGCCUGGGCGUGACUUCUCUUCCCAAAGUUUCAGAGUUGAAGAAGAAAUUUGAAAGUUAAAGUGGUUGACCUCAACUAGACAAAGGCCUUUUACUAUGAAGCCGGCCUGAUGGUUAGCAGAUUGGCAUGAGCACGGUUUCUGAAACCUCCAGCGAACAUCAGAUCUUGCCACAAGAAGUUGUGGUCAGCCAAUACUAUUAAAUGCCAACUGUCCAAAUCAAUGGGAGACAAUGUUCUCCAACCUAUGGCUUUGAGACAACCCCGUUUAAAGGGGUUUUCCAGGAUUAGAACACCAUAGCUUUUUUCCCCACCUGUCCACAGGUCAUAUGUGGUAUUAUAGUUCAUCGUCCACAUUCACUUCAAUGGAGCUGAACUGCAGUACUAGACAUAAUCUAUUGACAGGUUUGGCACGGUUUCUAGGGAGAAAACAUGUAUUUCUAGAUCUACACAACCCCUUUACGAGGCGUCUGCUUAUAUGGUACCAAAGAUUUGUGACUUUUGCUUCUGAUGAAAUACUUAAGGGGUUGUCCCACAAAAAAAUAUUCUACAGAUUUCAAAACAGCACCUGGAUCUGAAUACUUAUGUAACGGCAUGUAAUUAAAAAUGUAUUAUA
Molecule: messenger RNA, 3379 nt
Organism: Bufo bufo (common toad)
Lineage: Eukaryota; Metazoa; Chordata; Amphibia; Anura; Bufonidae
Gene: DENND1C
Product: DENN domain containing 1C
Exons: 22
Coding region: 241-2826 (861 amino acids)
Biological process (GO): endocytosis; endocytic recycling
Cellular component (GO): intracellular membrane-bounded organelle; cytosol
Molecular function (GO): guanyl-nucleotide exchange factor activity; phosphatidylinositol phosphate binding
Source: RefSeq, a predicted model, not a curated record